AUGGCCGACCAACUCUCCCCGCCAGCUUCCCCCCCGAACCCUUCCACCACUGCUGCCAGCCUCAAUACCGAUAAGGUCGUUUCCACGCCGGUCACACCCGAAAACAAGCGGGUUUCUAUCGCACCCAACUCUAACAGAUUCUCUACCUACGGCGACCGAAAGAUGAGUCGCCGUCCGUCUACCGCGCCGGCCCCUAUCGUCGAGAGAGGAGGAGAUGGAUUAACGAGGGACGUCAACCACUCACUUCCUGGCGAUGGCAUUCGUAACAACCGGAAGUCCAAGACACAGACCGAAAUGGCCAAGCGCCGUAGCUCAUACUACGAGGAGGCUUUCCAAGGGGAUAGAGAGUCCAAUGUUGUCAAGGACCGCGUCUAUAGCGAAGCCAUUGUUAUGGCUGAGCUUCGUACCAACGUGAUCAUCAGUGACGAAUUUAGCUUUAUCACCGACUUUUCGUACCAGCUCUCUGUCAGGUACCAGCGACCAGUAUCUUCGAUAGUGGUUAACUUGCAGCACGGUGCCUGCAUGCUGUUUGGGGGCACCUUCGAGCCAGCUUACACAUUGGCUGUGCACGCUCUGACUAAUGAAGUUGGCAUCACCAAGAAUAAGAGAAACGCUGCUCUGCUUCAGAAACACCUACACGAAUCUAUUGGCGUCUCACCCGCUCGAGGCUAUGUCAAAUUCGUUGAGGUUCCUGCUGAGAACAUGGCCUGCAACGGCAAGACCACUGCAUCCCAGAUUGCGGAGGUAACGGGUGAAGCCGAGGAGACUAUUGCUGAGCGUCGUGCCCGUAACCGCAAGAGCAUCGCUGGCAAGUCCAUGUCUGCGUUUCGACAUGGAUCCAUUGUUGGAACCAGGAAGGGCUCUGUCUUCGAUUUCAAAAGAACGUCCAUGAUAGGCCCAAAGGAUACCUCCAUGGCCAUCAAUGAGCUUACCCCUCCUCAUAGCGCAACUGAUGCGCCUUCUAUUCCUCCCAUUCCCGAGCAACACGCCCAGAACAUUACCAGCAUAGAUGAGAAGAGAGAGGUACCUACCAAGGAGGUUGAGACAUCUUCUAUCAACCAAAGCCACCUAACACCCCCAAAGAAGACAAAGCGUAAGGGCAACUUCGUCAGCUCGUUGUUCUCCCGCUCCCCUAAGACGGCCAUAUCUACAGCCUCCUCCUAG
Molecule: messenger RNA, 1164 nt
Organism: Colletotrichum truncatum
Lineage: Eukaryota; Fungi; Ascomycota; Sordariomycetes; Glomerellales; Glomerellaceae
Product: Macrophage migration inhibitory factor
Molecular function (GO): phenylpyruvate tautomerase activity
Source: RefSeq, a predicted model, not a curated record